AAGUAGCGUAGCGACCGGCGCUUUGGUGAGUUUGACGUGGCACUCUGCUUUCACAGAGAACCGUGGAGAGGACUCUGCCCAGUAUUCAGGUUGCCAACUCAUUGAUCCUGGCAUGAGAAGACAGUAACAUCCCAUCAAGAUGAGUCAACAGGGUUAUGUUGCUGCACCCCCGUACUCCCAGGCCCAGCCCGGGAUGGGGGGCUACCAGGGUGGGUUCGGAGCUGGUCCUGCACAGCCCCUCUAUGGGCACUAUGGGGGUCCGCCUCAGACAUUCAACGGUCCACCAACAGGUAUGAUGAAGGCACCAGUCUCCUCUGCAGUUGGGAUGCCUCCACCUGCAGCGCCCAGUCAGUACAAUCCAAAUGUCCAGCAGAACGGCGCACAUCCACAAAGAUACCCUCCACCAGCUACUCCUGCUUCUUAUGGACAGCCUUCACAGUCGCAGUACAACAACAUGGCCCCCGCGGCCCCCCCUCCAGCUCAGCAGCUCACCAAUCAGAUGAGUACCAUGAACCUGGGCAGCUAUGCCUCGGGUCCUAUGCAGAGCCCCCCCCCUCCAACAAACUCUGUUGCCCAGCAGCCUUUCCAACCAGCACCCCCUCCAGCAAUGGGCCAGCCGAUGAUGCCACCAGGACCACAGUCCCCCCACAUGUCCCCCCACAUGUCUGCUCCACAGUCUCCCCAAGCAAACAUGCCAAUGGCAGGCCCCCCAAUGGCAGGCCCCCCAAUGGCCGCACCACCAAUGGGAGGCCCCCCCAUGUCAGGCAUGGGUCGACCCUUUCCCGGCCCCCUUCCUCCAGGCCCCGGAGGUUUCCAGCAGCCUGGUCCUGGACCUGCUGGUCCAACUGGAUACCCCCAGCAAGCAGGUCAGUUUGGGGGACACAUGGCAGGGCCUCAGCCUGGCAUGCCUGGUAUGAUGGGGCCUCAGCCUGGCAUGAUGGGGCCUCAGCCUGGAUCAGCAGGCGGACUGGCAGGACCACCACAGAAGAAACUGGACCCUGACUCUAUCCCCAGCACCACUCAAGUCAUUGAGGAUGACCAAGCAAAACGAGGGGGACAGGUGUACAACACGAACAUCAGAGGACAGGUUCCCCCGCUGGUCACCACUGAGUUCCCCAUACAGGACCAAGGCAACGCCAGCCCCCGGUUCAUCCGCUGCACCACCUACUCCCUGCCCUGCACCGCAGACCUGGCCAAACAGUGCCAAGUUCCGCUGGCCGCCAUCAUCAAACCUUUCGCCAGUGUGCCCAAGAAUGAGACUCCUCUGUAUGUUGUGAACCAUGGUGAGACCGGCCCGAUCCGCUGCAAUCGAUGCAAAGCCUACAUGUGUCCCUACAUGCAGUUUAUUGACGGAGGGCGUCGCUUCCAGUGUGGCUUCUGCAACUGUGUCAAUGAAGUGCCAGCCUUCUACUUCCAACAUUUGGACCACAUGGGCAGGAGGGUAGACUUCUACGAGAGGCCAGAGCUGUCCCUGGGCUCCUACGAGUUUGCCGCCACCCUGGACUACUGCAAGAACAACAAGGUUCAAAAUCCUCCUGCCUACCUCUUCAUGAUCGAUGUGUCCUAUAACAACGUUAAGAGUGGACUGGUCAAACUGAUUUGUGAUGAGCUGAAGACUCUGCUGGACAAUCUGCCAUGUGAGGACGGCUCGGAGAGCUCCGCCAUUAAGGUGGGCUUCGUCACCUACAACAAGGUGCUCCACUUCUACAACGUGAAGAGCGCUCUGGCCCAGCCGCAGAUGAUGGUGGUGUCGGACACAGCGGAGAUGUUCGUCCCCCUGCUCGACGGAUUCCUCGUCAACUAUCAGGACUCCAGAGCCGUUAUCUACAACCUCCUGGAUCAGAUCCCUGAUAUGUUUGCAGACUCCAACGAGAGUGAGACAGUCUUUGUUCCCGUCAUCCAGGCCGGCGUGGAGGCAUUUAAGGCAGCAGAGUGCAGCGGGAAGCUCUUCAUCUUCCACUCCUCCAUGCCCACCGCCGAGGCUCCGGGCAAACUGAAGAACAGGGACGACAAGAAGCUGGUGAACACCGACAAAGAGAAAACGUUGUUCCAGCCUCAGAAAGGAGUGUAUGAGCAGCUGUCGAAGGAUUGUGUGGCGCAGGGCUGCUGUGUGGACCUCUUCCUCUUCCCCAGUCAGUACGUGGACGUGGCCACCAUGGCUGACGUGCCCUCACACACCGGAGGCUCCGUCUACAAGUACAACAACUUCCAGGUGGAGACGGAUGGGGAGCAUUUCCUGACAGACCUGAGGAAAGACGUGCAGAAGAGCAUCGGCUUUGACGCCAUCAUGCGUGUUCGCACCAGCACAGGGUUCAGAGCCACAGAGUUCUUCGGAGCGAUCCACAUGAACAACACCACAGACAUCGAGAUGGCGGCGGUGGAUUGUGACAAGGCUCUGACCGUAGAGUUCAAACACGACGACACACUCAGCGAGGAGACCGGAGCACUCAUGCAGUGUGCAUUGCUGUACACCACCAUCAACGGACAACGACGUCUCCGCAUCCACAACCUCAGUCUGAACUGCAGCUUGCAACUGUCAGAGCUGUACAAGAGCUGCGAGACAGACUCUCUCAUCAACUUCUUUGCCAAAUCAGCCUGCCGUGCCAUACUGAACCAGCCGCUGAAGAACGUGCGGGAGAUCCUGGUGAACCAGACGGCCCACAUGCUGUCCUGCUACAGGAAGAACUGCGCCACCCCCUCAGCUGCCAGCCAGCUGAUCCUGCCUGACGCCAUGAAGGUGUUCCCGGUCUACAUGAACAGCCUGAUGAAGAGCGCUCCUCUGGUUGGCAGCACGGAGCUCUCCACCGACGACCGCGCCCACCAGAGGCUCUCCAUCAUGGCCAUGGGGGUGGAGGACACACAGCUGCUGCUCUACCCACGCCUCACCCCACUGCACAACCUGGACGUGGGCAGCGAGGCUCUUCCCGCUCCGGUGCGAUGCUCCGAGGAGCGCCUCUCGGAGUCCGGCAUGUUCCUGCUGGAGAACGGACAAUCCAUGUUCCUGUGGCUGGGCCUGGGCAGCCCUCCGGACAUCGUGCAGAGCCUCUUCAACGUGCCCUCCCUGGCACACCUGCAGGGAAACAUGAGUGCUCUGCCAGAGCUGGACAACCCGCUGUCCGCAAAGGUCCGCUCCAUCAUCAGCGGCCUGAUGGAGAAGAGGCCGAACUCCAUGAAGCUGCAGAUCGUGCGGCAGAAGGACAAACCGGAGAUGUUGUUCCGUCAGUUCCUGGUGGAGGAUAAGAGUCUGCACGGAGGAGCCUCCUACAUGGACUUCCUGUGCUAUGUCCACCGAGAGAUCAGGCUGCUGCUCACUUAACACCCCUGUCUGCCGGACACACACACACACACCUCACAGGGUCAGUUCAUAAAGGACGGUUUUACAAAGACAGAGGAAGACACCCGAGCCAGCUAGAGCCAAAGCUGCCUUUCCAACGUAGUGUCCUUAAAGUAUGACCUUCAAAUAACCACUCGUCACUUGAGGAUCUACGAUACACAGCACAGCCAGUGACACUUGUUGUGAUGGAGUGUGGAGAUCAGAGCUUUGGCAUUAAGCAAUACAGCAUUUAUCUCCACUGUUUCACAUUUCACUUUGUAGAUUUACAGGAUCAGGACGAGGGGUUAUUUUGAGGCAAUACUGCUCACUUUGAAACUCGCCAGUCUCUGUUUUACGUGACUUUCUCCCAUAUAAAGACUGAAUAUGUAAUCGUUUUUAAAUCUUGUUCUCUUUUUUAAAUAUAAAUACAUGCUCAAAGAAAUUUUACAAUAUUUAAAACAUCUUAUAGAGGCUUCUACAUGUUAUCACACUUAUAGUGUCCUAGUGUCAAUGUGCCAAGUAAACAUACACGAAAAAUGUUAUAAUUUAAACCGUAACGCUGCUUAUGAAUGAUUCCUGUCAUUACACACGCCUUCCCUUUGGAACAUUUUGACCAUUUAAAACAAAGACCUAUCCUCUCAAUGUGCAGCGAUGCAGAAAAAACCUUUUGUUUCGUGUUCUGAGGUUAGAAUGAACACAGCUGUCGCUCUGCAGAGAGAACAUCGUUGGUCCUGAGGAAAAACAUGCUUCUUUUUGAGUCAGAACUUGAACAAAAAAAAACGAUGCUUAAGGGAAAGGACUGCCAAAGGUUUAGGGACCAAAGAAUACAACUGUCACAACUAUAUAACGAAAGAUAAAGAUCUGCUCUCUUGUUGGGAGGGAUUUAUUUUGAGGAUACUUUUCAGAUACCUCAGAAAAUUCCAUAACAUGAAAACAGUGCCAUAUAAUACCGUAAAUCUGACUUGUGCCAAAAUUGUCAGGACAAUAAAGUUAUUGGUUACUUUCAGACAUGGCUGCAACUAAUUAUGAUUUACAUUAAUUCAUCUGCUGAUUAUUUUUAAAACAAAUGAUUACUAUAAAAUGUCAGAAAAUACUGAAAAAGGUCCAUUCCAGUUCCUCAAAACAAGGUAUUUAAAGACAUUAUCUUGGACUUUGUCAGUCGGUUUAAUAUAUUUAAAACUAACACGAAACAAUUAUCAGUUCAUCUCCAUAUUCAGAGGCGGAAAAAUGCAUUUGUUUACAUUUUUGAAUCAAAACAUCAACAACAAAAGAUUAGAGGUUUAUAGUAAUAGUUUGUGUUUAUUUCUCUGUCAAAUGUCUAAUCGUUGCAGCUCUAAUGUCAGAUCACUUUUUUCUCAGCCCUUAUGUCUAAAAAAAGCCCAAAUUCAGUAAAAUAUUUGUACACCUGUCUGUUAUAAUGAUUUUUAACGUUUAUGGUACAGCAUUAGCAUUUUCUGUUUUGCAUCGAUUGUUUUUAUGGAGGUAAUCGCCUCUGUGUAAUUCAUGGAUGCAUUUGAUAAAUAUUCCACCAUUUUGUUUAUGUGAGGCCUACAAAGUCUUUUUGUACAUGAAAUACUUUCAAAAUGUAACCAUCUGCCUUAAGUUGCUAUAAUAAUAUUUGUUAAAACAUGUUGAAUAUAUAAAUAUAUAUGUGUCCUCGAGGUCUAUGGCUGAUUUCAAUCUCUUUGGUUUGUAUGCAAACUUAUCUCAGGUAAUUGAGUACCUUAAUAUUUGGAGUUGGACGAAGUGAUUUUAAUAACUGGAAAUAUGGACGGUUGUUGUUUUGAGUUGAUUUUUGGACCUUCAUGGGCUUUGGGUGCCAUGUGUAUUUUAUUCCAGACCCUCAACCAAUUUUGUCCGAAUAAAUUCUUGACAUAUCU
Gymnodraco acuticeps is the source of this 5193-nucleotide messenger RNA. RefSeq names its product SEC24 homolog D, COPII coat complex component (gene sec24d). Gene Ontology annotation, molecular function: SNARE binding; zinc ion binding. Lineage: Eukaryota; Metazoa; Chordata; Actinopteri; Perciformes; Bathydraconidae. Gene Ontology annotation, biological process: intracellular protein transport; endoplasmic reticulum to Golgi vesicle-mediated transport; COPII-coated vesicle cargo loading. Gene Ontology annotation, cellular component: COPII vesicle coat; endoplasmic reticulum exit site. The transcript is spliced from 24 exons. The record is from RefSeq and is a predicted model, not a curated record. The coding region runs from base 140 to 3316 and encodes 1058 amino acids.